AUGACUGCGACGAGUGUUGAGCAAUAUCCGUUGUUGCAUGACGAUUACUCUGAGGAAGAACGAUUUGGUCGACAGCAGCGGUUCCGUCCAAUGACAAUAAGGAACAGAGUUAGAAAUAAAGUAAGAGGCGCAGCUUUCCUUCUAAAACGUUGGCCGGGCUAUUGGUCUACAGUCUUGUUAUACUGGUGGAUAGCUACAGGAAUGAUAGUAAUUACUACAUUAUUUAUAUACAAUGGGAUAGCUGUUUAUGCCCUGAUACCUACUGAAUACAAUAGACUUCCAUACAUUGAGAAACCUUCUACGUUUGAUGUCUUAAUGCAUGUACAUGUGAAAAUAGAUGACGAAAUAGAUGUUACAAAGUUUUUACCUCAUCUAUCAGCUCUUUCAACCCAAUACAACGAGUAUACUUAUCAUUUGAUUGUAGUUGUUAAUGAUGUUAACUCUCCAAUUGAUUUACUAAAGACAUCAAAUGAUAAUAUAAAUAACGAGGUUGCUCUACAAUCACUUUUGAAUGAAGAAGUCGCUGGUGAUAAAAAAAGCUUGAUAAAAUUGGAACAAAUUUUCUUGACAAAAUAUUUAGAUACAUCACCUAUAAGCAAACGCUGGAGAAAUAUGCCACAUCAUUUCAUUGAAUUCAUGGUCAGAGCUAUCUCAAUAUGGGAAAGAGGUGGCUUAGCCUUUAAUCCAAUCAUGUUGAUACCGAAUUCUCCAUAUACUCGUCAUAUGGAAAAAGUGAAGACCUUACUAAAAAUAUACAAGGAAUCAUCCCGUUCCUUAAAAACAGUAUCUUUAGAGAAAACAACAAAUGAAAAUAAUAAUCUAAACCGACCCAAGGUUAAUAACAUACGUGAUAUUAUUGAUGCCAUGGAACUACUAGAUGGUAAUAAUCUUAAAAUUGAAGCAAGAAAAAAUGAGGAAUUCACAUCCUUGGAAACGGCUGAAAGCAGAUUUUUUAAUCCUUUUGCGAUUAACCUAUUAAAUGAUACUAAAAUCGUGUCAGACAAAAUAACUGGAUCAUUUCAACAAAAAAACAAUGCAAUUAAACUUAGUAAAAAUGACAAAAAAGGUUCGCAAGAACCAAAAAAAUAUACUCCUGAUUUCAUUGGAAUAGAUGACGCAAACAAUAAACUCGAUGAAAUAUCAUACACAGUAAAUAAUAAUAAUUCAAAUACUUUACCUGUCGUUUUUAAAUAUUUAUCGAGUGAUAAAAAUAAACAGAAUGUAACGAGACAAAGAAAAAGUAUUAUAUAUUUAAAACCUGUUGGUCAAGAAGAGAAAAAUAAAAGUCUAAGUAUGGAUAACCGAAAUAUUAAUAUCACAUCAAAUCAUUUUGAAUCCAAUAUAAUUUAUUCAAACAUAAAUAUAGCUAAUAACGAUCCGUCGAAUGUGACAAUAAAUGAUAAAAAGUCGCAUGUUAAUAUCAAUAGCAAUAAAUCAAUAGAUCAAUUAACAAUAGAUUUAAGUGGAAACAUUUUAGCGUCUAAAGCACCUUGCCACGCUUUUAUUGGUACUUUAUUUAGUAAUGUACUUCGUCACGAAAGUGAAGAUACUGUUUCCGAAUUUAUAAUGGACGAAUUGUCCUUAUUCUGCAAAAACGAUAGUCUUACUUCAUGUAAUGGAAUCGAUGUUAUAUUUCCUUAA
This is a messenger RNA of Amyelois transitella, 1641 nucleotides long. RefSeq names its product metacaspase-2-like. The record is from RefSeq and is a predicted model, not a curated record. The transcript has 2 exons. NCBI's taxonomy places the organism in Eukaryota, Metazoa, Arthropoda, Insecta, Lepidoptera, Pyralidae. Bases 1 to 1641 code for a protein of 546 amino acids.